AUGAGCGAGUCCUUCUGGUCGCUUACAGCUGCCAAGCGUUCUGGGAGGGAGCUCGUGCCCGGAACCUCACGCUGGGUGGCCAACGAGCUAAAUGUCAUCGAUCUGACCAUCGUCAAUGAAACGGGCCAUUUUGUUCUGGAAUUCAAAUCAGGAAUUGAUCAUGUAAAUGACUUUAUGGCUCGCGUGGGCGAGAUCUACGACAAGAAAUACGCUCACACAUCGCAGAAGAAGCAGGAUUUCUUGCGCGAUAUAGAAGAGGAAGCCGUAUCUAACUCGCCUACUCGUUUUGUCAACCACGUAACUCCACGAAGAAAGACCGAUGCAACUUCGAGAUCUACCACCGCCCCUGAAUCAUUGCACUCUUCUCCAAUGCUCAAAAACUGGUUUAAAGGCUCCAUAACUCACACCCCAUCGCCAUUGAAACCGAAGAUAAAUGAGUCUCGACAACCACUCAAAGUCGCACCAGAACCUAAACCUCCGCUGAAAUCUGACCUUUCAUUCAUACCAGCAUCUGAAGCCAUCGCUAGUCAAAACCACAACCGAUCGUCUGGUGCUGAAGACUCGUUUCAGGCUAUCAGUACAGCAAUUCGCAAGAGCAUUGCUGGGAAGCUAGCCAGUAAUUCUGACGACGAUAGAGCUGAAACCAAACGGCAUGCUACCGAGAAUACAAAACCAAAAUCAGUAUACCUGGCACACCAGUCGCCCGUGAGACCUUUUUCUGCUGCUUCUAACGGCGCUGAACCACGCAUCCCUCCACUACUGAGAGCUAACUUAUCCUACAAGACACCCAAACGAUCUUCGGUUUUUGUCUCUCUACCAUCAAAAGAACCGUUCACAAUAUCUUCCAACUCGGCAGGUGAUGCAUCGAAUCGUGCCAGAUCUCCAAGAAAACUUGAAAGGCUAGAUCUUGAAGCCAAGAAAGGUUCCAUCACACCGGCUGCUGGUCAGCCGACUGCGCUCAAAAUUCUGCCCAAUACAGAUUCAAUUCCUCGAUUGAGUACUCACUCCAUCCGUAAAAGUCUACAGAGGAGGACUUCGAUUCGACCGUUACCCUUGGAUAAUGUAUCGACGAAUGGCACGACGGAGACCAAGAAAGCCUCACCCAUUCAAGGUGAUGGCGCACUCUCUGGUGCUGAAAAUAGUCCUGUUGUCAGGGACGUUCGUAACGUAGCCAAGACUGACAACGGAAGUCUGGCACCUUUAUUCCCAGAAGCGAGCAAAACCGCUGAUCAACACAACAGUGUCUCAGCGAAUGGGUUAAAAACGUACGAUAGAAUCUCGGCAAUAGCUAAAGAUCAAGAACAGCCCUUGACCUUAAACCCUGUUGCAAAGGAACCUCGGCGAAAUCGAUCACCGAUCUUUUCUUCAAUUGGGGAUUUUGUUCAUCGUUCACGAAACGUGUUUAUGAAGGGAACAACCACGCCGGACCUACCUCCUGCUAAUUCACAUUCUGAGCAUAUCCGGCAAUCUACUACGAAACCUGAAGCACCUAUUUUGGCUACUUCUGCUAGAGCGAGCCGCUCACCUAGAAAUACUAUAACGAGAGGGCGUUCUCCCAUACGUCAAUUGCAGAUUGCAAAAAUGAGAGGAGCAAAUAGUGCGCUAUCAGACGCCCGGAUACCUCUAAAGCGUUCGAGGGAGCCGUCACCAGAGAGGCCGAAACACAUUGAAAGCAAAGAGUUGCCUACUACGAGCGGCUAUAUAGGGAAAGCAAUUUCGAGGUCUCUCAGUGCUGCAAUUAACACACUAGGUAUUCUGCCUAUGAAAAAGCGUGCUGAUCUCGCUCCUUCGAAGGAUGAAAGUGAGGCAAAACCUAUCGUUUCUCCAACUAAGGUGGCCCCAUCGCUUCCGAAUGAGAACAAGAAUGCUGAAAUGAAGAUAAAAGCAGACGUGCGUGCGGACGGUAGAGAAGCAUUCAGCUUUAAUUCGACUAAGAAAAAAUCAAUCAUGGCGGAACGAAGUGAAGCUGCUGCCUUGCGCCCCAAACAAAAAAUCAAGAUUGGGAUGAACCAUAAAGUUCAUAAGGUUCCAGCUAUACCUCCUCCUUUACAACUUCAGAAAACUCCAGGAGAUCGGCUCGUUAAAGAAGAGACAAGACAUACAAGUGAAGCAGUAACGUCGGAAUCAGAACAUCGGAAGAUUAGAAGAAGCACAGAAACUAAACCUAUUGACCGAACUAAUAUUGCAAAUGGAAGAGACACAUUUGGAAAGGUUGCAUCUGUAAAGAGGGAAACAUUGAGAAGGCAGACGACUGAAAGAAAGGAGAGAGAGUCAACAUUUCCAAAAGGAACUGGCAAUGCAGUACCCUUGCCUGAUGCCGCUAGAGGAAGAUUCCAUCGUAACGAAAACACCGUGAAACGAAGGAAGACCGUCAAGGAAAGCAAAACACCCUCAAGAGUUCGUCCCCCUGCUGAUUUCGAUUCUGUACAGACACAUUCAGAAGUUUCUGUCGAUCCUUAUAGAACGCCAGCCAAACGCCAAUACUCUCCAGGAUCUUUGCCCGCAAUUAACACCGAUGAUGAAGACAACGGAAAACAUCCCGUUCUCUCGCCAUGGGCUGAGAGUCCACAAUUACUCAAACUUGUUCAACAGUCAGUCGAUAUUGAUCCUGUAACUAUCUUUGGAGAGAUUCCCAAGCUAAGAAUUGAAGAAGUGUUUGAUAGUCAAGCAUCUAGACAUAGGGCCCGACCUUCACCCAAUGGCUAA
Molecule: messenger RNA, 2706 nt
Organism: Meyerozyma guilliermondii ATCC 6260
Lineage: Eukaryota; Fungi; Ascomycota; Pichiomycetes; Serinales; Debaryomycetaceae
Exons: 1
Coding region: 1-2706 (901 amino acids)
Source: RefSeq, a predicted model, not a curated record